AUGAGGUCCUAUACUCCUAUGUCCCUCUUCAAAGUUUACAGUGGCACCGAGGACCCAAGUUCAACUGGGAAUUCAGAACUCUCAGAUUGGCAAAAUAUUCAAGGCAUUCAUCUGAUCUCCUCGCUUACGGACCCCAAUGACGCUUCUGUGCUCCAGACCUUGAAAGUGUCCUGGAAAAACACGCCACCAAGCUGGGAUAAGUCAUCUGAUCCCUGUGGUUUUCCAUGGGAAGGAGUUCAGUGCACUGGUGCUAGGGUGACUUCAUUGAGAUUAUCAUCCAUGGGCCUCAAAGGGGAACUCAGUAGCUACAUAGAGGGACUCACUGAACUAAACUCCUUGGACCUGUCAUUCAAUCCUGGACUCGAUGGUUCUCUUCCUCCACAAUUAGGAGAUCUCCAAAAGUUGAAUAUCCUGAUCCUAGCUGGCUGCAGCUUCGUUGGCCCCAUUCCAGAGGAGUUGGGAAAUCUUGAGCAGCUAACGUUCUUGGCUCUGAAUACAAAUUACUUAACUGGUAAAAUACCCCCCUCUUUGGGCAAGCUCUCCAAACUCUACUGGCUUGACGUGGCAGAGAACCGAUUGAGCGGACCUCUACCAAUUUCGACCUCUACUUCUCCAGGCUUGGACCUCUUGUUAAACGCUAAACAUUUGCAUUUGAACAAGAACCUGCUUUCAGGUUCCAUCCCACUCAAUCUUUUCAGCUCCGAAAUGAUAUUGAUACACGCGUUACUUGAUGGAAACAAUUUUUCUGGGAGUAUUCCAAUGACAGUAGGACUUGUUAAAACUCUUGAAGUGGUUCGGCUUGAUAACAAUACUCUGUCUGGGAGUGUCCCCUCAAACCUUAACAACCUUACAAAUGUCAAUGAACUAAAUUUGGCCAACAACAAUUUGGCAGGCCCCUUGCCUGACUUGACCGGAAUGAAUUCUCUCAUUUAUGUGGUUAUGGAGUAUGGAUCACUUCAAGGGCCUGUGCCAGAAAAGCUUUUCAGCCUUUCAGAAUUACAGCAAGUGAAACUGAAAAACAAUGCCCUUAAUGGUACAUUAAACAUGGGAGAUAGCAUCAGUCUACAACUAGAGCUCGUUGAUCUCCAGAACAAUCAGAUUUCCCAGAUCGUUGUGGAAGAAGAGUUCAAAGAUGAAUUGAUACUUAAAGGGAACCCGAUAUGCUCCGGUGGUUUAUCAAAUAGUACUUGGUGCAAGUAA
This is a messenger RNA of Fragaria vesca subsp. vesca, 1200 nucleotides long. Its product is annotated as probable leucine-rich repeat receptor-like protein kinase At5g49770-like. Gene Ontology annotation, molecular function: protein binding. The transcript has 14 exons. Bases 1 to 1200 code for a protein of 399 amino acids. The record is from RefSeq and is a predicted model, not a curated record. Lineage: Eukaryota; Viridiplantae; Streptophyta; Magnoliopsida; Rosales; Rosaceae.